Beta vulgaris subsp. vulgaris (sugar beet) is the source of this 1284-nucleotide messenger RNA. RefSeq lists its product as uncharacterized. Bases 1 to 1284 code for a protein of 427 amino acids. The transcript has a single exon. The record is from RefSeq and is a predicted model, not a curated record. Lineage: Eukaryota; Viridiplantae; Streptophyta; Magnoliopsida; Caryophyllales; Amaranthaceae.
AUGUCGAUCAGACAGAGGAGGGAGGAAGACUUGGCAAAUUACAUCCAGAGGUUCAAUGUAGAAUCUCUCAAGGUUUCUGACCUACAGGAUAGCGUGGCAUUCACCGCUCUCAUGUCUGGACUAUACCCAUCGAGUAGGUUCAAGUUGAAGCUGGCCGAGAGUGAAGCCUCUUCAUUCUCAGAAGCCAUGAACCUGGCCCAAAAAUUUAUACAGGCCUCCGAUAUCUACAAAACCCAUGAGGAGCCUAGGGAUGUCUCUCGAAAAGAGAAAGACAAGAAGCCUCGAUUGGAAAACCAUUGGAACGACCCUCGGUACAACCUGAAUCAAAGGGAAAUCUACGUAGACAUCAAAGGAAAAUACCCCUUACCAAAGCCCCACCCCAUCCGUACAUCAGUCAAUAAACGAGACAAAAAACUCUGGUGUGAAUUCCACCACGACUAUGGCCAUACCACACGUGAAUGUCGGGAGCUAAAAAGAGCCCUCGACAAAUUGGCUGAUGAAGGGAAACUGAAUCGAUAUCUGAAGGAUGCGAAGGAAAACAAAGUCGAGUCCCGCCCGGAAAAGCAGGCUCGAAGCGACGAAAUCGCAAGAUAUGUCAACGUCAUCGCAGGAGGGUUCGCCUCGGGGGGCUUAACCAGCCGCUCUCGCAAGAAGCACCUCUACACCUUGAAACAUGGAAGCGAUACAAACUCCUCUGCCAUAUGCCCAACCAUGACCUUCAAGAACAGUCACCGGCCUAUACAGACCCCACACGACGACCCUCUGGUUGUCCAAAUGAAGAUUGCCAAUCUUCGGGUGGGUCGAGUUUUGAUUGACAGUGGAAGUUAUGCGGAUAUAAUCACUAUGGACUGUUUGCUGAAGUAUGAAGAGAAAGAUCUCACUCCCAUCGACCAGCCACUAGUAGGGUUUGGGGGACAGUCAGUCCACCCACUAGGCUCGGUCAAGUUGCCAACACGAAUGGGGGAGAAGAAGGCAGGUCGAAAUAUCAUCAUCAACUAUCUUGUAGUCGGCACCAGCCUUCCCUAUAACGUGAUCAUUGGGCGACCCACUCUCAACAAAGUAAAAGCUGCCAUCUCAACAUACCAACUGCUUCUGCAGUUCGAAGGGGACGAUGGGAAGGUCACUCGGCUGUUCGGCGACCAGAAAUCUGCUCGAGAGUGUUACGUCAAUAGCCUAAAGAGCAAGAUCGAGAAAACCACUCGAAAGAGGAAGUGCCCCGAACCGGAAGAGCCCCUCCCUGUCAUGGGACUCUAUAUGGCUGACAACCCGAAACGGUAUAGGUGA